AGUAGAAUUCACGAAACGUGAGUCCUGUGUCACUGAACCAAUUUCAAACGAGUUCUUUAUUCUCUGUCACAUGUCAACACAUGAGCGAGAAAGGGAUGGUAACAAUUGGAUAUAGUGGAUUUGCGUACUUAAAUAGUUCAUUCAAUAUACGUAAUAUACAAUGGUACAUGCUUUUAUUUGAUUCCCUUUGGUUCAAAUCAUACGUCUAUGGUUCAAAUCAAAUACAGCAGAAAUUGACAAGCUGGCGCUGCGAGUUGCGCAGAAGAUUAUUGAACGUAUAAAAAAAGUCUGCGUGGUUAGAAGGGGCGGAGCCGAAGAAUGCUAAUGAACCAAGAUGGUGGUCAUGUAUGUAUGUAUACAAAAUGCAACCAGCACUGCAAUGAUAAAAUCAAGAUAAGAGCUUUAAUGAUCGCUGAGAAAAUGUCAUUGUUGAAAAUAAGAGUUCAUCUGCGUCAUUUUUUCAUAUUUUUUAAAAUGAAGGCCGGCUCUUGUUAGCCAUAAAGAAGUGCUUGCAGUGAUACAUUUGUAGCGAUGAUGGAGGGUGAAGUUAUAGCUAUAAGCGACGCAGAGUCAUCUGGAAGUUUAGUGCUGUUAAACACCAACGAGCAGCCCUCGCAUAUUUCCGUAUCUAAGGAGAACACAAGUACAAGUUCACAGUCUUAUCGGAAAUUAAAAAACAGCAGCAUGAAAUACUUGAACGUCCAGGGGGCUUCUCCCUCGCCCAGGACAAAGGUCAGCGACUGGUUGUUGGCGAAUUAUCAGGCAUCCAAUAUUAAAGUGGUGCCAAAUUCGUUACCUUUCUUUAGUGAUAAUAAAAGUUCAAUCUUAGUAAGGCAAGACUAUGCGAAACCUCAUCGUUCGACAUUGCCCGACAAUUCCACCAGUAACAGCAACUAUAACGAAAAUUCCAAGUAUAACGUCAUUAGUGUUACAAGCUCGGUCUGCAGCAGCUUCCCUUCGAAUCAUAAACAGACUACUGAACUGACAAAACACACAGUAUUGUCGAAAAGUGUACAAAGUUCUAGUUCAUGUGAUACUCCUCCCCUUGAGAACUUAAAAUUGAGCGCCGCCAACGGAACCAAAUCAAGCUCACCUGCUAACGUCGAAGUACCCAACAAAUUGGAGCUGUGCGAGUAUUUAAAAUUGAUGAAUCCAAAGGAUCUCAGAGCGGGCGGUUUUAAACAGAAUCGGCGGUCGGUCCGUGUGAAAAACCUGGCGAUCAUGUCGCAGCAGAGGGCGUUAGAACGUGAAUUGAAUAGCGUUGAAGAGAAAAAGAGCACUCCCGACAGUUCCUUGCAGAGCAUCAGUUCGAAAGAACUGCCCGAUAAACACACGGAAAAUGUGGAGAAGACUUCAUCCUGCAACGUAGCAGUUUCUGUCCCUACAGUGCAAGUACCAGAAAUAACCACAACGUGUGUGCUCAGGACGAAAAGUCGAAACAGAAGUAGAAGUUGUAAUGUUAGCGAGAAUAACGCAAAACUAGAUGUAGCACCUUGCCAAACAAAUAGUAGUCCUAUACCUAACGCUAAGGCUGUGGAAUCGUUGUCUUCUUCAAAUAUUCGCAGUACAAGACGAAAAGAUCGGCUUCUAAAAAGUCCACAUUCCCACCUUCUGAAGUAUUUGAAUACAAUUCCGCCGACUAAUUUCGACGAAUUUUAUUCCACCUACCUUAACGACAUCAAACUGCCUAAAAUGGAAAAGAAAAAAGAAAUCGGUAAGCCGUCGUUCAACGGACCCAAGUAUAAACCAAAGAAAUCUAAAAUUAUAAACGAACUGAAAUACAAAUUGCGCCGCAAAUUGCGAUUAAACGAAACUACAGUUAAACAGAAACUAAGACCGACUCACGAGAGGCAGAAGCCGAAUUCCAAACAUCAGCGACGGCUAAAGUUGUAUCUCAGAAAGCGGAACCUGACGAAAUUGCGAAGCAGGGGGAAAUUGAGGGAGAUCGGUAUCAAAUCGGUGCUAUUAAAUCACGAAAGGCUGAGAAAGAAGAUCAAGAGGAAAACGAAAUUGCAGGCGGUCGCGCCCGUGAAUUGUGAAGAAAAAGACUUUCGUAGUGCCAAUUUAAUACAAAAUCCAAUCACCCAAGUUCCCGAGGAGCCCAUAUCUCCCAAUAAAACUGAACUCUCCGCCGUGAGGUUGUUAAAGUUGCGAUCCGACAUAGAUUUACUGAAAGAUCUCACACCUGAGCAUAGAAAGGCGUUAUUUGAAAGUAAAAGGUUCUUAUUUAGAGCUAAUUCAAAUGAUAAUGCUGAGGCAAGCACCAAGACUGUUCCCCAUUGUGAUAUUCCUGCGGUACCUGAACAUGAAUCUGUCGCUUCGGCAGCACAGCUACAACCCGAAGUGAGUCAGUCCUGCGCUGAAGACGAAGAAGUGGAUAAACUGAUGAAUGGCAACUUAAAGCGUGUUCGGGGAAGGGACUCUGCCAUUCAAAAUGCUCCAACUGAUUUUAAAGAGCAUUGCAGUCGAGAAACCGAAUCCUUAAAGUCAUCAUGCUCCACUUCAGUAUCAACUGGCGAAGAUGAUGCUGACGCCCCAUGUUCUCAAGAAGUAUUACCAACCGCUUACUCGCAUACCGAAACGUGUUCAACACAUGAAAAUGACGUUCGAGUUGAGAACGGUUCAAAUAACGUAGAUAAUCAGCCGGAAGUGAUGGACAUUACCGGUAUCCAAUGCGCAAACGUGCGCUCCGUACAUUCGAUUGAAAAUAAUGAAGCGAAAGUGAAGUCCUUACAUCAGUGUUUAACGCAGACGAAGAAAAAACCGCAAACCAAUUGUUUAACGGGCAAACGAACAAAAACUGAUAGGCGGGUUUCGCAGUCUUAUGCUAUCGAUCUAUCUGUUCGUAACGGAGCGAUUAUGAACGCGUACUACUUGGAUUACAAUCUGGUUAUUGUACAGGAAUUAUUAGUAAGUUUUUGGACACAAACGCCGUUGGGAAACGUACUAGGCGCUCACGAUAUGUGGAUGCCCAAAGGCGAUACAAAGAGGUUAGUGUUGGGUAACGGCUGUUUACGGCAAGACUCCUCUGAUACCGUUACCGUAAUGGACACCUCAAUUGCUUACUUCGAACUGUGGACCAAAGAGCACGUGUCGGAUAGACGAGAACGGCCAGUUGCGGAUAUAUUCGUCACAAUCUACUUAAAGUUAAUGGGCGGCGCUCCCGAUAAAAAAGUGCUGCAGUUAGAAAACAUUCACGGGUAUGCUAACGAUGUGCAAUAUAUAGUCAUAAAAAAUUUCCCAGUUAUCGUAGUCAGUUGGAAUACAAUUCAUGAUCAAUUAACGUCUACGGUCAUACACAGGUAUCAGUUAUCUUCCGAUUAUAAAACAGUAGUGGAUAUUACUUCGAUGCAUGCCGCUACACAUUACAUUUCGUCCCUCCAUAACAUUGAAGGCAGUGAUACGCUUAUAAUGGGAUGCGGUGAAGACAAAAUUACGUUAUGGCACCUGGAAGACGGAUACGUUGUGGCAACAAUGGAUUUGAUGUCACUUUUCCAGCAACCGCGUACUCUGUGGGCGACAGCGGAUCGAGGCUUCAUUUUUACAUUACACAACUUCAAUGACGGCCACUUACACCUAAUCGCUACGAAUAGCUUCGAUUACUCCUGGAAACAGUUACAAGUGUACAAACAGGAGUCAGAUUACGAAAAUUUAGUCGGAAUUUGUAUUGAAAAUGGAUUGGUGGUUGCGUUUUAUGAAACCGGAGUAGUCUGUUGGAAGGCAAUGUCUGGAGAGUUGGUCCUAGACAGCUCGUGCGACGAUAGCAUUUUUCUGCCCUUUGGAAAGCAUAUUGUUAUUAUAACUAACAACCGAGUACAAGUUAGACAUGUACUGGAAUACCUUGUUACUAUUGAUGAAGAUUUGUGAAAUUUUAUUUAUUAUCUCGAUACGUAAUUUUUUUUUAAAUUCUGUGUUGUGCAAAUAUUUAAUAUUAAUGUUAUACAAAGUGUAAAGUUACUUUACUGAAAACAACUCUCAAGUAUAUUUUCGUACUCUUUCAA
Molecule: messenger RNA, 4001 nt
Organism: Photinus pyralis (common eastern firefly)
Lineage: Eukaryota; Metazoa; Arthropoda; Insecta; Coleoptera; Lampyridae
Exons: 8
Coding region: 532-3867 (1111 amino acids)
Molecular function (GO): protein binding
Source: RefSeq, a predicted model, not a curated record